Molecule: messenger RNA, 729 nt
Organism: Medioppia subpectinata
Lineage: Eukaryota; Metazoa; Arthropoda; Arachnida; Sarcoptiformes; Oppiidae
Source: the annotation of a GenBank genome assembly
AGUCCUUUCUCUACAGAUCGCCCGACAAUUCCUGUCACUAAUGAUCGGCCCAUAAGUAUUACUACUUAUACUUCGGGAAAAACACUAAGUGCUCGACUGUUGGAGCCGUUGAUGGAGUCAUUGCCGCGACUGUUUGCCGAGGACUACGUCCAGGAAAUACUAAUGACCGGAGAAAUGAGUUGCAAAAACAUACGAUACGGACAGAAGUACUGGAAGAGAACUAAACACGUGUUUCUCACGAUUUUAGAAAUGUUAAAACGUGCGCUAACUCUGGCCACCAAUGAUAACGAGCGCCAAUUUCUGGGCGGAGUUGUGAGCGAAAUGGGCCGAAAUCUGGGCAAAUAUUUGGACAAUUUUGAACACUUAUUGGGCGGCAUUAGUGACGACAUACUGAUGUACGCGCCCACCGAUACGCUCGCCGAUAACUAUAUCACACUUUGGCGCGAAAUCAAACGUAAUUCAUUUGUACGGAUGAUGGCCACCGAUCUCGUGCCCCUCUGGCACGUGUUAGAGCUCCGGGCGUAUCUGACACGUCAGCCCCAAUACAAGUCGAGUCCGUUGACUAACUUUAUACUUUAUACGGACCUUCCAAUUGAAGCAAUGGUCAACUUUUACAAGAGUGUCAUUGACUCACACGCGCCAAAUAUAACGGCCGCCGAAGAGCACGAGCUCUUCCAACUGACCAAUGAAGCGAAUGAUCUCGAUUUCAAAUUUUAUAUUAGUACGUAA